AUGGCUUGUGGGCAGCAGAAGAUUCAGUCUCAGCAGAAAAAUGCCAAAAAGCAAGCUGGACAAAAGAAGAAACAAAGAUAUGACCAAAAGGCUGCUGCCAAAGCUGCUUUAAUAUAUACCUGCACUGUCUGUAGGACACAAAUGCCAGAUCCUAAGACCUUUAAGCAGCACUUUGAGAGCAAACAUCCCAGGACUCCACUUCCUCCAGAACUGGCUGAUGUUCAAGUAUAA
Messenger RNA from Chrysochloris asiatica (Cape golden mole), 231 nucleotides. RefSeq names its product zinc finger protein 706-like. Lineage: Eukaryota; Metazoa; Chordata; Mammalia; Afrosoricida; Chrysochloridae. Bases 1 to 231 code for a protein of 76 amino acids. The record is from RefSeq and is a predicted model, not a curated record. The transcript has a single exon.